AUGACUGACUAUUAUCCUGAAUUAUCAACAAAAUUUGAAGUUAAAAAACUAAGAGCUGAACUACAUAAAGUUAUCGCUCAUGAACAUGAUACUUUCGUUUUGCUUCAAGAAAUAAGCUCUACUUUGGAAUUCACUUAUGAUCCAAUCAACAACUGUUUCACAAUAAAUUUAAAUCAUUUUGAUAAAAUUGAUAAUUUAGAUCAAAAUACUAUCGAUCCAAAUUUUAAUAAAAAUUCACCCUUUCUAAACCAUCGACAUAUUGGUGAUAUUAAAUUUAUUUUGAACAAAAAAAAACAUUUAAUCUUGAAACUAAGCAAAAAAAAUAAAGCCGAAUAUCUAUUUCUUUAUGAUAAAUACAUUUAUCCAAAAUUUAAUAAUAACAAUACAAAUCACAAUAAUAACAAUACAAAUCACAACAAUAACAAUCAAAAUAAUACUUCCAAUAAUAAUUCUAAUAUAACUACUACUGAUCACAAUUCACACAAUAGUAUUAACAACAACUUCAGUAAUAUUACCAACAUCAGUGAUAUAAAUGGAAUCAAUAAUAUUAACAAUAUUAAUGCUAUAAAUAAUUUAAACAAUAUGAAUAAUAUCAACAACUUAAACGCUCUAAAUGCUCUAAAUAAUAUCAGCAGCUUCAAUAAUUUAGGUAUAAGUACUUUGAAUAAUUUAAGUAACAUCAACAGUAUAUCUCAUUUAAACACUAUUAGUAAUAUAAACAGCCUUAAUAAUGUCAGCAACUCCAAUAACAUUGACAGUUUAAAUAGUUUCAAUGGUAUUAAUACAGAACCCUUUGCGAUAAACAGCAACAGUAGCAGCAAUAGCAUAAUGCUAACAAGUGGUACCUCAAGUUCAGUUUUAUCAACACCUAUCUCACUAUCUUAUGACGGAACAACUGGUUUAUUUGGUAACGAUAACGACUAUCUUGGUUCUAGUCAGUCUAAUCAAUGUCUUUCAAAAUCUGUUGUUAGCAACUAUGAUGCUUCAUCAGGAAACAGUUCAUCAUCAACAAAUAUAAGUUCAAACACAAACACAACUGCAAAUAGUGUAAAUGACUCCACUUAUGAGAACAGAACAAGUAUAACUUCUUCCGCUGGAACAUACGGUACAAUUAACAUUGAUCCAUUUCCAAAUGAUUCUACUCUUGAGACUCAACUAUCAUAUCCCCAGCAAACUGCUUCAAGCAAUUUAUUUUUUCAACCUGCAUCAAAUAAUUUAAACUCCAUUCAAAUAUCACCUCAACAACCCUUUCUAAAUCCAUUUCACCAGCAACAGCAGAAUUUCUUAUUACAAUCUCAGAUAAAUGCUAAUAAUCGUAUUUCUGGUGGUUUAGAAGAAGGUUCCCAAAAGCCCUCAAUCAAUAAUAACGAAUUUAGUACUCCAAUAUUAACAUCAAAUAACAUUAUUACAGAAUGCAAUUUGAUGAAUAAUUCUAACUCAUACCAGAAAAGAAUUUUCAGUAAUGAUGCUAAAAUUAAUAACAGCAUUAGCAAGAAACAGAAUAAAAUUUCAAAACCAAUGUCGUAUGCACAACUCAAAAAUCAGUAUCAUUUGACUUUAGAAACUUUUAAGAACUAUCUAAAACAUGAUAAGAAUAACUAUAAAAUUGCCAGUGAUAUUGUUAUGGAUUUAAUUUUUCGAAAAAUAAUUCCUUCAAAUUUGUUAAUGAAAAUUUCUAAAGAGAUUGAAAAUAAUGUUGUUUUUCACAAUUUCAUAAUUAGCAACAAUUACUCAUUGGAUGAGAAACUGAAUUUUAUUUUAAACUAUUUGGCAAGAACAUCUAUUAAUGAUGAAUCUAACAGCGGGAAAAUUGUUAACUCCUUUUGCAAUGAUAAUAGCACAAUUAAUGAUACAGAAGAGUCAAAAAGCAGAAAUAACAGUUUUUGUAAUGCAGAAAACAUCAAACAAUCUUCACUGAAUAAUAAAGUUGGUUGUAUAAUAAGUGAAGCUGAAACCGGAACCGAAAUCAAAUAA
Messenger RNA from Ascoidea rubescens DSM 1968, 1974 nucleotides. RefSeq lists its product as uncharacterized. The coding region runs from base 1 to 1974 and encodes 657 amino acids. The record is from RefSeq and is a predicted model, not a curated record. NCBI's taxonomy places the organism in Eukaryota, Fungi, Ascomycota, Saccharomycetes, Ascoideales, Ascoideaceae. The transcript is spliced from 2 exons.